AUGAGGAGUUUUAUGUGGAACGACCCAAUUAUAGAUAUACUAACAUUAGAAGCUUCCCAUACAGGUGUUGCAUACUCGAGGAAUAUUGUACAGAUAUACUCUUAUCAUGGUGGUGAUGAUCUCCGAAACCACUUGGAGAUUGAGGCUCAUGGUGGGAAUCUUAAUAAUUUUGCUUUCUCUUAUCCAAACGAGCAACUUUGCAUUGUAACUUGUGGAGAUGGCAGGUUGAUAAAGCUAAGAAAUUUUGAAGUUAGUUUGAAGAAUUUUUUUCAAUCUUUGGAGUCCAUAGCUUUCUUACACACUCAUUGUAGUGCCCAUGGAGCAGUGCCAUACAUUUGGCUAUAUACUCUAUUGACCGGAGCAGAGGUGAUGGAUACUGCAAUUUAGGGUGCUCUUGAAGUAGGAAAGUCGGUUGUGAUACAGUACAUGGGGCUAUAUGAAUCAGAGAUGGAGUUUAAUUAGGUUCCAUGAGAAAUUUUGGUGUAAAGAUCGACAGAUUGCAGUGUCUUAAUGUUGAAUCCAUGAUACUGUCAAAACGUCCAAUUAAGCCAACAUAUUAUCUAAGAAAUAACAAUGUACAGACGAAUUGCAAAGAAUAGCAAUGUACUUUAUUGUCGCU
Messenger RNA from Lactuca saligna, 619 nucleotides. The record is from the annotation of a GenBank genome assembly. NCBI's taxonomy places the organism in Eukaryota, Viridiplantae, Streptophyta, Magnoliopsida, Asterales, Asteraceae.